Triticum turgidum subsp. durum (durum wheat) is the source of this 450-nucleotide messenger RNA. The record is from the annotation of a GenBank genome assembly. NCBI's taxonomy places the organism in Eukaryota, Viridiplantae, Streptophyta, Magnoliopsida, Poales, Poaceae.
AUGGGGUUGCAAGAGAUGGCGAAGCUGCAGCUGCACCGCCAUGGCGGCAUGCGAGUGGAAGCCCACGCCCCCGUCGACGACGACCAGGCGGCGGUCCGCGGGAGGAGGAAGAAGGCGACGGCGGCAGCGGUCUGGAUUGCAGUGCCGCUCAGGCCCGUCAAGGUCGGCCGCCGAAGACACGGCGGCGGCGACAGCAGCGGCGAGGCAGGGGAGGUGGAGGAGAAGGAAGUGGAAGAGGAGGAGGAGGUGACGACGCCGAGAGGGGAAGGGUGCAGGAUACCCUGGGAGGCGGCGACGUGCCCGCCGGCGCCCAAGAAGGCGAGGACGGCGGUGGCGAUCUUCGCCGACCGCCGGUGCAACCGCGACGACGGGGAGGCGACAGAGUACUUCCGCGUGCCGGCGGACCUGGACUCCGUGUUCGCCGUCAGCCGGGUCGCCGAGGCCAACUGA